ACACAUUUAUUUCACAAAGCUAUCUCACCUUUUGUGUCUCGCGCUGUCGCGUCACCGGCGACUCGGUUUAUGGCCGUUAACGAGCGCGUUAGAGGACAAAAGCUGCGCGAGCCAAUGGGCGGGCGGGUUGUUACGUUGUCCGAUCUCUCCCCAGGACGGAAGGUGGGGCGCUACACUUCUGAGGGGACUGUUAUUGCUCCGUUUGUUGUCCACGUUUCUCGUCAAGAGGAGUGUGCAGGCCAUGAAAAAAAGCGGCUCGUAUUCUUCAGGCAUGACUGAUGUUCGCCCAACAGACGCCAAUGAAAAGAAAGCCUUGUAAUAUGCCGCGUCCCAAACGCAGCAGGCAGGUCGGUGCCAGCAAUGAAUCUGCUCCAGAGCCGGGCUCUGUGCUUGGCUCCAACACCCAAGCCAACUCUGAAACUGCCCCAGAAUCAACCUCACACAUCAGGAACCUGGCUAUGAGGCAGCACAGUCACAAGCUCCUCAAGUUCUUGAAUGAGGACCGGACCAGACGGAGGUUCUGUGAUGUGUCGGUGUCUGUGGGUGGGAAGCUCUACAGCGCCCACAAAGUGGUGCUGGCCCAUGGGAGCAGCUACUUCCACGCCGAGCUGUCCAAGAACCCUGCUACAGCGCACGUGACUCUGGACCACGUGGAGGACUCUGUUUUUCAGCACCUGCUCGGCUUCUUGUACACCUCUGAGUGCGCCGUUGCAGAGACGGACCUCCCAGCUCUCACUGAAGCGGCCCAAUUCCUGGACAUGAUGGAUAUACUAAAGCUGCUGUGUGAAGAAGGGGACAGCAACCCAGUACGUGGGAUCCAGGCACCGGAUGAGAUGAGAGGGUCGCAUGAGGUGGAAGUUACAUCCAGUGACUCGCCGGCAGGUGACACAGAUAUCCAGAGCCCACUUUAUGUUCAGUGCACCACGUGCAGUCGCCAGUUUACCACUGAAAACUCCCUCCAGACCCACGUGGCUGAGAGUCACACGGAUACAAAUCAGGAGUCCUCAACUGAGAAAGAGAAGACGGCAGCUCGGAGUACUGCCACCACGCGGAGAUCAGCCCGCAGGAGGAGGACACCCACCAAAUAUCAGAAGGAUAAUGUGGAGCACCCUAUCAACCCUCCUGAGAAAAGACAAAGGACUGUAUCACCAAGAGAGCAAGAUGACGAAAGAAUGGAAGAAGCAAGAAAGUUGACUGUGGAAAACCGAUUGCCCAAACUGGAGGCGAAUGAGACCUCCGAACCAGCCAGGGGGGAAGAUGUAGCGGACGAGGAGGAAGAGGAUGGAGACAUGAUUGAAGACGGGGUUGAAGACGGGGUUGAAGACGGCGUUGCCCAGAGUAAAGUUGUUGAGGUUUGCGCAGUAGACGAGAGUGUUGGUCAGCAGGUGUUGGGUCCAGAAAGGGAUCCGCACCUGGCUGAUGGAGCGCUGAAGGUGCCAGCAGCAGGAAGCUCCACCCAGAGUCCAGUGUACCCGGAGGGUCUGGCGCCGGUCAUCAUCCAAACCUCCAGCAAGAAAAUUCUCAAGUGCCCCAAAUGUGACAAGACCUUUGACCGAGCAGGGAAGUACGAGAGUCACACCCGAGUGCACACGGGAGAGAAACCAUUCCAGUGUGACGUCUGUCUUCAGCGCUACUCCACCAAGUCCAACCUGACCGUGCACAAGAAGAAGCACGCCAGCGACGCGCCCUUCCAGAAGAAGGAGCACAAAUGCCCCUUCUGCAACAAACUCCACGCCAGCAAGAAAACCCUGGCCAAGCACGUCAGGAGAUUUCAUCCAGACCACAUCCAAGAGUUUCUUACCAAGAGGAAGAGGAAGAGUGAAGGCUGGAAAUGUGCAAUUUGUCUGAAGACCUUCACCCGCAGGCCUCAUCUGCAGGAGCACAUGAUCCUGCACACCCAGGACCGGCCUUUCAAAUGCUCCUUCUGCGACGAAUACUUCAAGUCUCGGUUUGCCAGGCUGAAGCACCAAGAAAAGUUCCACUUAGGUCCCUUUCCCUGUGAGAUCUGUGGUCGACAGUUUAAUGACACCGGCAACAGGAAGAGGCACAUAGAGUGCACACAUGGAGGCAAAAGAAAGUGGACCUGCUUUGUUUGUGGUAAAUCCGUGAGGGAACGAACCACUUUGAGAGAGCACUUGAGGAUCCACAGUGGGGAGAAGCCUCACCUGUGUAGUAUCUGUGGCCAGAGUUUCCGUCAUGGCAGCUCUUACAGGCUUCACCUGCGAGUCCACCAUGACGACAAGCGCUACGAGUGUGACGAAUGCGGGAAGACCUUCAUACGCCAUGAUCACCUGACCAAGCAUCAGAAAAUACACUCCGGUGAGAAGGCGCACCAAUGUGAAGAAUGUGGCAAGUGCUUCAGGCGCCACGACCACCUGACGGUCCACUACAAGAGCAUUCAUUUGGGGGAGAAAGUGUGGCAGAAGUAUAAAACCGCUGUGCAUCAGUGUGAGGUUUGCAAGAAAGAAUUUAAAGGAAAGUCCAGUCUGGAAAUGCACUUCAGGACCCACUCGGGCGAGAAGCCCCACAGGUGUCCAGAGUGCAACCAGACCUUUCGGAUCAAGAAGACCUUGACGAAGCACAUGGUGACUCACUCAGACGCGCGUCCUUUUAACUGCCCCCACUGCAGUGCCACCUUUAAAAGAAAGGACAAGCUCAAGUACCACGUGGACCACGUGCACAGCGCCCGCUUCAGCGAGCCGCCGCACGGCACCCUCGCUGAGGACAAAGCCGCCUCCAAUCCUUACGAGGAGCCGUCCAAGGCGUACAUCGCUGAAGCGAAGGCGGCCCUCCAGAGCAGCGCUUCUCCUGCCAACGUCACUUUAGUUCCGGUCCAGAUGGCGGGUGGAGCGCAGGUCGACCCGAACACUCUUAGGUCCUCGUCUCUCUCCUCCCAAACGCACGGCGGUGUGAGCAUGCAGGCUCAAGGACAGCAGCAGAACUCCGGCUACCAGGCGGCGACAGACCUGGCGUUCUUAGAAAAGUACACCCUCACCCCUCAGCCCGCCAACAUCGUCCACCCUGUGAGGCCCGAUCAGAUGCUGGACCCCCGAGAGCAGUCCUACCUGGGCACGCUGUUGGGACUGGAUUCAGCCUCCUCUGUGCAGAACAUCUCAAACUCUGACCUCACACACUGAUGCUGGGAAGCCACCGUCCAGCAGACACUUUUGAAUAAGAACAGAAGCAACAGUUUUCACCCCGAAAAUAUCCUCUCUUCAAUAGAGAGGACAAUUAUGCAACAUGGAAGACGAGCAUGGGAUAACCUCUUUGAUGUUGAGCCUGACCUCAGGAUAUUCACACCUGUCAACAAAAUAAAUAUAUUCAUGUAGUAUGUAAAAAAAGAAGAAAAGUGUGGAUUUUAAUGGGCGACUUUCUGUUGUAACUUUAGUAAAACGAUGAGAAUAUCACCACAACUCUCCCUGGAAAAAAGGUGUUGGAACAUUUUUGUAUCAAUAAUCUAAGAUGACAACUCGCAUCUAAAAAUGAAAAAUGAAUUUUUUCGUGGCUGAUGUCUAGUUCUCUGAGUUAUGGUGGCACACAAUAACUUGGGUUUUAUGUUUGUUGUGUGUUUCUUUUAACCCUUGUGUUGCCUUCGGGUCAAUUUGACCCGAUUCAAUGUUUCACCCUCCUGUCGCCUUCGGGUCAAUAUGACCCGAUUCAAUGUUUAACCCUCCUGUUACCUUUAUAUUUAAUAACAUAUUUUACCCUUGAGGUCAAUAUGACCCCAGCUAUUAAAAUCUCCAGAAAAUUAUUAGAAUUAAUAUUGUUUUCCAAGUUUAAGUGUGAGGUACUUUAUGUUUGUUUGUUGACUCCCGAAAGAACACCGACAUUAAACAUUGAAUCGGGUCAAAUUUACCCGAAGGCAACAGGAGGGUUAAAUAUUGAAUCGGGUCAAAAUGACCCGAAGGCAACACAAGGGUUAAGGAGACAAAGCUCUUCAGUUGAUUGAUGGAAAAGUAAUUUGUCAAUUUGGGCAAAUCAUUGGAGUAAUUUAUACAGUAAAAAUAGCUUUGUUGUUUGUAACUUCUUGAUCUUGGUUGUAGUAAUUUAUGAUAAACCAUCACUAUUUUUAAUAAAUUAAUUGGCUUAAUCGCUA
This is a messenger RNA of Pseudoliparis swirei, 4096 nucleotides long. RefSeq names its product zinc finger and BTB domain containing 41 (gene zbtb41). Bases 279 to 3137 code for a protein of 952 amino acids. Lineage: Eukaryota; Metazoa; Chordata; Actinopteri; Perciformes; Liparidae. The transcript has 11 exons. The record is from RefSeq and is a predicted model, not a curated record. Gene Ontology annotation, molecular function: protein binding.